Messenger RNA from Bombus impatiens (common eastern bumble bee), 3154 nucleotides. Its product is annotated as leucine-rich repeat flightless-interacting protein 2. The coding region runs from base 773 to 1981 and encodes 402 amino acids. The transcript is spliced from 10 exons. Lineage: Eukaryota; Metazoa; Arthropoda; Insecta; Hymenoptera; Apidae. Gene Ontology annotation, biological process: regulation of DNA-templated transcription. The record is from RefSeq and is a predicted model, not a curated record.
CACAGUGUGCUUUUGCAUUCGCAUGCAUCACCAUCCAGGCUAUUCGAUCGAAAAAUGUGUCUUCCGCUAUAUUUAAGUGCGACUGCACGCACUGUUUUUACAAGCUUUCGCCUAUAGGAGGUAGAAGGUUUGACCGUGAAGUCGCGUGAGCUUAAUUUGCAACGAUAACUUGGAAAAUUCCAUGGAACCGUGAAUCAACUGAACGGAAACCGCAUCGAGUUAAUUCCCUGGCCGCAGAUGGUCAUCGUGGCUCACUCUUCCGAUUUCCAUUGAUUGUAUUUAUAGUGUCCUCCAGUUUAUUUUUGCAUGCGGCUCCUUUGAGAAAAAGAUGCGCCUAUCCGCUGGCUGACAGCGUUUCUCGCGUCAUUCGUGAUCCUGUGUCUCAUUCGUUGUUGUCGUCUUCGUCGUCGUCGUCGUCGUCGUCGUCACUGACUUAACGACGAACGCGAUUUUUUUAUGGGGGAAUCAUUUGACGCGUUAUAGCACAAUAAAAGUGAUCCGAACAAAUACAUUAUUAGAUCCUACUAUGGAGAUGUUAUUCUUAGCGUGAAAACGUUGUAACGUUAGAACGACGGAAGACCGUUUCUACCUGUGCUAGAUUCUUUUUACAAUUCUAUUUUGAACCUUCACAUGUCGCCGGGUAUUGUUAACCUAUAAUUCGUUGAAAAAUGUGGUGGUUUGUCUUCUUGUACGGUGAAGGACGUGGAUCUGCCUAGCAAAAGUCUGCCUGAUAUUCAAGCAAAAUACACAUAUUAAAGCAUUGAAUACUGAAAUGGAGUCUGCUAUAGCUGGACGUAGGCGGACAACCGCACGACAUUCAGCAGAGGAUCAGGCUCUCGAUCAGAUAGCCAAGGAGGCAGAAGCUAGAUUAGCUGCUAGAAGACAGGCAAGAGCGGAAGCUAGAGAAAUACGAAUGCGGGAGUUAGAAAGACAACAGAAAGAGGCAGAGGAAAAUGCAGAUAGGGUGUAUGACAUGUGUUCAGCUGAUGUGAAUAGAACAAUGAGAGUAACACCUGAUUCUGUGAGGUCGUCGCGUCUCCUCACGAAUUCUAACAAUUUCCAAUCCAGUCGAAGAUCUUCCGAAGAUUCACUGGAAGAUGCUGGCCUAAGCAGAGACCUCAGGUUAGAAUUGAAAGAAUUUGAAGAAAAAUUUAGAAAGGCGAUGAUAGCCAAUGCUCAGUUAGACAAUGAAAAAUCUUCGUAUGCUUAUCAAGUCGAUCUAUUGAAAGACAAAUUGGAGGAACUAGAGGAGACGGUUGCACAACUUCGUAGGGAACUUAGAGAAAAGAAUCGCGAAUCUGAGCAGUUAAAAAGACUCAGUCAAACAUUGAAAGACGAGUUAGAUGUAUGCCAUGCACAAUUAAUAGAAAGAGAUGCGCUUAUACAAGAAAACGGUUUAGUUAUUGUCGACGAUGAAGGAAGUGAAAACGAAGAUAAUGAAAUUGAGAACGGCCCGCGUCCAAGACGAAGAGUACUAGUCAGUACAGAAGCAGCAGAAUUAUUGCAAAACGCUGGAAAGGGUUCACUAGAUGUCCGGCUGAGAAAAUUUGCUUCUGAAAAAAAAGAAUUGCAAGAUGAGAUACGACAUCUUAGAUUGGAACUAGAGGAGACAAGAAAUCGUAUUAGGUCCGAAAGAUCGCCUGGUUCAGUAUUAGGUUGCUUAUCAGACUCCGAAGAUGUGCAACGUGAAGCAAACAAGCUUUUGGCCGAUUACAAGUUCAAGCUUCAAAAAGCUGAACAAGAUAUGUCUACUUUGCAAGCUACUGUAGCCAGGCUAGAAAGUCAAGUAAUACGUUAUAAGUCAGCAGCAGAGGCAUCUGAAAAAGCGGAGGAUGAACUGAAAGUAGAAAAGAGAAAGUUACAAAGAGAAGUCAGAGAGACUCAAGGCCGUGUAGAAGAACUGGAAACGGCAAAUUCUCAUUUACAGAGGCGAUUGGAUAAACUUAAAAACGCAAAAUCCGCUCUGUUGAAAGAGCUUUGACGGGACGACUUCUUGGGGUCUGUACAAUGAGUCUGCCAUUUUUCGAUUCACUGGGAACCGUGCGCCGAUGUUGCCUCACACAACAUGAGAUACUACUUAACGCAUUGAAAUAUAAUUUAUGCGAACGGAACACGUACAUAUAGUAAUCGUUACGCGGAUUUUACCAUGAUUUUAAUUGAUUUUUAAUUGUACAAUACUGCAUACAAGUAUGGCAUUCCAAAAUGGCCACCGCUGUGCAAUGGUCUAUUGGGAUGCCAUAUUUGGAUUAAUUAUACGCUAAACUGCUGUGAAAAGAAGUCGCUGUUUUAUAUUCAACACGUUCUUUUCUUUCAUUAAUUUUUUUUUUAACACUAACAAUUAUUCUGCAUUUCUUAGUAAAAGAAAGAAAAAAAGAAAAAAACGAAGAAAAAGAAGUAACAGCCUUUUCAAUGCAUUUCAAACACCGAAUAUUUUUUCGUUAAUUUUGCGAACAGUUAUGGAGUCGAUUCGUAAUAUGUAUAUUAUUUUGAGGAAAAAUAUUCUGACUCGUGUAUUAUAAAUGGAAUUAAAUAUUUUCCAUGCCUUUAUUUUUUGAGGCACAAUCUUUCAUGUUACUUUAGUUUUUGCUCAUUGGAGCUGCUGCGAUGGAAACUUGAAGAUAACCGUAUAAUAGUUAUUCAGAAUAAUUUAUGAUAUACGGGUCAAUUAAAACAUUGCGUACGUCAAUGAGUGUAAUUUUUGUGUUACAUCGAAUAAUUUAUAAACGAUAUUUCUACAGAUACAAAAUAUUUAUAACUUCUACGAGAACCGUGUUAAUAGUUAAAGCUAGAAUUUCGAAUGGAAGCAACCAAUCUACAAUAUUCAUUUUCUACUAUCGAUCGUCUACUGUGAAAUCUUGAUAAACGUUUUUAAUUUUUUAUAUCGUAUUGUCGUAUCUAAAAAAUCGAUAUUAGAUUGUAUGCCAAAUAGAAUGAUAAAGAUAACUGGAACAUCUGAAAUUGAUGGAAGAAAAAAUAUUCCUGCUGAUUGUGGUGUUAAAGUUGUUAAUGAUAGCAUUUUUAAUCGAUUGAAUUGUCUCCAGAACUGAACUUUUUAUUCCUCUGACUGAUGCGAAGCAAAAGAAAGUAGAUGUAUGAUAGUGUGGUCUUUGUACAUUCGAAAUAAAUUAAACUAUGUUGUUGAAGCUAUAUAAUA